Molecule: messenger RNA, 2076 nt
Organism: Lachancea mirantina
Lineage: Eukaryota; Fungi; Ascomycota; Saccharomycetes; Saccharomycetales; Saccharomycetaceae
Source: the annotation of a GenBank genome assembly
AUGAUCACAAGGUUGUCAUUAAGAAUGUCCACGACGAAAAAACAAGCAACUUUAGGAAGCUUUUUCAGCUCGAUGAAGAGAAGUUCAGCAGAAAAGAGCGAUGCCACGGCGCAUAGCUUGACGAAUGGCGCCAAGAAGGCCAAGUUGGAUGCGGAUAGUAAAACACAAGGGGUAGGAGCAACACCGCCAGAUACUUCGGUGGAAAAAAUUCCCAGCGCUGCUCCUACGGCAACGCACUCUGCGCCCCAAGAUAGCAAGAUCUUGUACGCGGACAUGUGUCGGGUUUUCAGCGAGAUAGAGGAGACUUCGUCGCGGCUGUCGAUUGUCAAGCUAUGCAGCGAUUUUCUGUACUCAGUUUUACUCAAGAAACCACAGGAUAUUGUCCCAAUUACGUAUCUUUUCAUCAACAAACUUGGUCCCGACUACGAGCCAGGCCUGGAGUUGGGACUAGGGGAAGGUCUGCUGAUGAAAACGAUAAGCGAGAGUUGCGGGAAAUCGCUGGCGCAAGUCAAGGCGAAGUACCGCGAGGUGGGAGAUCUGGGCCGCAUUGCACAGGACGCAAGAGCCGUACAACCUACCAUGUUCAAGCCCAAGCCGCUGACAACAGGUGAGGUUUUCUCGAAUUUACAGGCAAUCGCCCGAUCGGAAGGCAAAGAUUCCCAGCUGCGCAAGAUACGACUCAUCAAACGGAUGUUGACCGCGUGCGAGGGCGUCGAGGCCAAGUACCUAAUUAGGUCGCUCGAGUCCAAAUUACGAAUCGGUUUAGCGGAGAAAAGCGUGCUUAUCGCAUUGUCCAAGGCUAUUUUAACUUUAGAACAAAAGGGCAAAGAACCCUCAGCGGACAUGGUUGAUGAAGCCGAGGAGAAGAUUAGAGACGCCUUUUGCCAGGUACCAAACUACGAGAUAGUGAUCAAAGCCGCCCUGGAAUACGGAAUUAUGGAAAUCGACAAGCAUUGCAAGCUAACUCCUGGUAUUCCUUUGAAACCCAUGCUUGCCAAGCCAUCGAAAUCAAUUUCGGAAGUGUUAGACCGAUUUGAGGGCCAAAGAUUCACUUGCGAAUACAAGUAUGAUGGCGAGAGAGCACAGGCGCAUUUGUUAGCGGACGGAACCAUGCGCAUAUACUCCAGAAACGGAGAAAACAUGACGGAGAGGUACCCAGAGAUACGCAUAAGCGACUUCAUCGCGGAGCCGGACAAAACGCACACCUUGAUCCUGGACUGCGAGGCAGUCGCUUGGGAUAAAGAGCAAGAUCGAAUCUUGCCUUUCCAGGUGCUCAGCACGCGGAAGCGUAAAGGUGUGGUCGCAGAGGACGUUAAAGUUCGCGUGUGUUUGUUUGCGUUUGACAUUCUAUGCUACAACGACGAGCCCCUCAUCAACAAAUCUUUCGCUGAGAGGAGGACGUAUUUGGAGCGGGCACUGAAACCUGUGCGCGGCGAGCUGCAGUUUGCCAACGAGAUGACCACUGCGAGUCUCGACGAAAUGCAGGCGUAUCUGGACCAAAGUGUCAAGGACUGUUGCGAGGGUCUCAUGGUCAAGGUGCUGGAUGGGCCAGAGUCGCAUUACGAGCCCAGUAAACGGUCUCGGAACUGGCUCAAGCUCAAGAAGGACUAUUUGCAGGGUGUGGGCGACUCGCUGGACCUGUGCGUCAUGGGCGCGUACCACGGCCGCGGCAAGCGUACUGGGCGGUACGGAGGGUUCUUGCUGGGCUGCUACAAUCAAGACACCGGUGAAUACGAGACCUGCUGCAAGAUCGGCACUGGGUUUUCGGACGAGAUGCUGCAGAAGCUGUACGACGACUUGAGCCCCACCGAGGUGGCUGCACCCAAAGCCUUCUACGUGUACUCGGAUUCCGCCAGCCCCGACGUGUGGUUCGAGCCCUCGAUGCUGUUCGAGGUGCUCACCGCGGACCUAUCGCUCUCGCCCGUCUACAAGGCUGGCGCGGCCACUUACGACAAGGGCAUUUCGCUUCGUUUUCCGCGCUUUCUACGUAUCCGCGACGACAAGGCCCUCGAAGACGCAACGAGCUCUGAGCAAGUGGUGGAGCUGUACGACAGCCAGUCCCACAUGCAGAAGUGA